Messenger RNA from Myxocyprinus asiaticus (Chinese sucker), 5897 nucleotides. RefSeq names its product heterogeneous nuclear ribonucleoprotein C-like. The coding region runs from base 161 to 940 and encodes 259 amino acids. Gene Ontology annotation, molecular function: RNA binding. Lineage: Eukaryota; Metazoa; Chordata; Actinopteri; Cypriniformes; Catostomidae. The record is from RefSeq and is a predicted model, not a curated record. Gene Ontology annotation, cellular component: nucleus. The transcript has 8 exons.
GUUUUCGCGACGCCAUUUCAUGCACUCGUUUCGCGGUGUCUGCUGCAUGAGCUGGUACGGAUUGUAUCCACAAUAUCAGUACAGCACCGAAUUUUAAUCAUUUUUAGUCUUAAACUCCCGAAUCAGGCAGACAGACGACUCAGCCUGAGUUACAGACAAAAUGGAUCAUUCCCCCACCACCAGCAGCCUGAUGGCCAGCAACGUGACCAACAAGACAGAUCCCCGUUCCCUGAACUCCAGGGUCUUCAUCGGAAACCUCAACACCAUGCUUGUGACUAAGGCAGAUGUGGAGGCCAUCUUCAGUAAGUACGGCAAGAUAGUGGGCUGCUCCGUGCACAAGGGCUUCGCUUUUGUCCAGUAUGCUAUCGAGAGGAACGCCAGAGCAGCGGUUGCGGGAGAGGAUGGGAGAAUGAUCGUUGGACAGGUGCUUGACAUUAAUCUGGCAGGUGAGCCAAAGCCUCAUCGGUCAAUGCCAAUCAAGCGGUCUGCAGGAGAUAUGUACAGUUCUUCAUUUGAUAUGGACUAUGACUUUCAGAGAGAUUACUAUGACAGGAUGUACUCGUACCCAUCACGGGUGCCCCCGCCCCCCCUUUCAAGGGCCGUUAUACCGUCCAAACGUGUGCGUGUGAGUGGAGGCAGCCGCAGGACCAAGAGCAGCUUUUCCUCCAAGAGCAGCCAGCGGGCUUCCCGCACCAUGAGAACUGAUGAUCUGCAGACCAUUAAGAAGGAACUCACUCAGAUUAAAUGCAAAGUGGACUAUUUACUGGAGAGCCUGGAGCGCAUGGAGAAAGACCACAGCAAAAAAUCAGAUUAUCGUAUCCAUCUCAAAGCACCGUUUAUCAAGAACAACCAUAACAACAAACAAUUGUUUGAGGGAUUCACAUCGAUCUCAAACCCUCACCACUCAAGAACAACCAACAACAACAAACAACUGCAGUAAGUCAUGGCAUCCGCUCAUGUUAUUUCUUCCUGCAUUGCAUGUCACAUGUUUACAAUAGCCUCUUCCGUCAGCAGUGAGGGAUACACAUGUGAUAAAUGUAAGGAAUUAGUCAGGCUGACGGAGAAGGUUCAUGAGUUAGAGGCACGCAUCCGAACGCUAAUGGAGGUCAGUGAGAAAGAGAAGCUGGUAGAUAUUGAUUCGGAUGCGGGCAGUACAGAGAGCAACACACACACUUUGGUUCCGGCUGUAGAGCCCUGCAGCAGGGCGUUUGGGUGACGUCUCGGCGGCAUACUCGCUCAGUAAAGCGACACCACUCUCCCAUUCCUGUUAGGGUUUCCAAUCGAUUCUCCCCACUCAGUGAUGCACCCACUGAGAAUCAUGUUGAAAGAGCCCUUGUUAUUGGUGAUUCUAUUGUAAGGAACAUGGAAAUAGAGACUCCAGCCACUACUGUUAAAUGCAUUUCGGGUGCCAGAGCAUCUGACAUCAAAUCAAAUUUACAAGUGCUGGCUAAUGCUAAAUGUAGAUUUUCUAAAAUUGUUAUUCAUGUCAACACUAAUGAUGUCCGGCUUCGCCAGUCGGAAGUCACUAGAGAUAAUGUUAAAGAAGUGUGUCAAUUUUCAAAAAUGAUGUCAGACACUGUAAUAUGCUCUGGCCCCCUCCCUGCUCGUUGUGGUGAUGAGGUUUAUAGUAGAUUAGUGUCACUGAAUGGCGGGUUGUCUGAGUGGUGUCUGGAGAAUAGAAUAGGAUUCAUAGAUAAUUGGAAGAGUUUUUGUGGUAGACCUGACCUGCUAAAGAGAGAUGGACUCCAUCCCCCCAGGGAAGGUGCCGCUCUCCUCUCUAGUAAUUUGGCUCAUAGUCUUAAUAAUGAUAGUAUUUGACUAACUGGGGCCCAGGUCAGGAAGCAGACAAACUGGCUAAUCCGAACGUCUGCUAGCUGCCUUGAGAAGUCACACAGGUCACAUAAACUACAACACAUAGAGACUGUAUCACCUAGAUAUCAUAUAGAGACUGUCUGUUCCCCGAACUACCAAACACAAAACCCUCAUUAAAUCAUUUAGAAAAAAAUUUGAUUAAGGUCAAACUUGAACAAAACAAACAAAUUAAAGAUAAACACCAUAUAAAGAUAGAGCUACUAAACAUUAGAUCUCUUUCUACCAAAGCACUAAUUGUUAAUGAAAUUAUUACAGAUCAUUGUUUGGAUAUGCUCUGUUGACUGAAACCUGGCUUAAACCGGAUGAAUAUAUUAGUUUAAAUGAAUCUUCUCCCCCAGGUUAUUGUUAUAAACAUGAGCCUCAUCUGAAGGGUUGAGGAGGAGAUGUUGCUACAAUUUACAGUGAAGUUUUUGGUGUUACUCAGAGGAUAGGAUAUAAAUUUAAGUCUUUUGAACUAAUAAUGCUUAAUGUGACACCGUCAGAUAUAGAUAUAAAUAAAAAAACUCUGUUGUCUUUUACCCUUGCUACAGUAUAUAGAUCACCUGGGCCUUAUUCUGAUUUCCUUGGUGAAUUUGCAAAUUUUUUAUCAGAUCUUGUAGUCACUGUAAAUAGAGCUUUAAUUGUUGGUGACUUCAACAUUCACAUAGAUAAUGAAAAUGACACAUUGGGAUUAGCAUUUAUCGAUAUUCUCAACUCUCUUGGAGUCAGACAAAAUGUAACAGGACCAACUCAUCGCCAUAAUCAUACGCUAGAUUUAAUUCUGUCAUAUGGAGUUGAUGUUGAUAAUAUAGAAAUUCUGCCGCAGAGCGAUGACAUCUCAGAUCAUUACCCCGUCUCUUGUAUGCUGCGAUCAGCUAAUGUUUCUCAAUCUACACCAUGCUAUCGUUCAGGUAGAACUAUUCUUUCGACCACUAAAGAUAGCUUCACUAAUAUUCUUCCAGAUCUAUCUCAUACACUCAGUAAACCUCAAAACCUAGAAGAACUUGAUGAAAUAACAGAAAAUAUAAAUAUAGUCAUCUCUAGCACUCUUGAUAGUGUCGCCCCCCUUCAAUUAAAGAAAAUUAAAGGAAAAAUCCCUGCACCAUUGUACAAUGAUCACACUCAUGCUCUCAAGAGAGCUGCUUGGAAAAUGGAGUGCAAGUGGAAGAGUACAAAAUUAGAGGUAUUAGAGUGCAUGGAAGGAUAGUGUUUGUAGCUACAGACAUAAGUGUAGCCAGCUAUAGGCACUAAAAGCUGCCAGGUCAGCAUAUUUGAGCAAACUCAUAGAAAAUAACCACAACAAUCCUAGGUGUUUAUUCAGUACUGUGGUUAAAUUGGUUAGGAAUAAAGCAUCGACUGAACCAGAUAUUCCGUCACAGCACAAUAGUAAUGACUUCAUGAAUUUCUUUACUGAUAAAAUUGAAAUAAUCAGAAAUAAUCCUUCGCUGUCAUAGGUCAUGAAGAGCUAACAAAACUUAUUGAAACAUCAAAAGCCACAACAUGUUUGUUAGAUCCAAUACCAACCAAGCUCUUAAAAGAAGUAUUCCCAGUAAUCUCAGAACCUCUUCUUAAUAUUAUUAACUCACCACUAUCCUUAGGACAUGUCCCAAGAAACUUUAAAAUGGCAGUUAUCAAACCGCUUAUUAAGAAGCCACAUCUUGAUCCUGGAGAACUGGCUAAUUAUAGACUGAUUUCAAAUCUCCCGUUUAUGUCGAAAAUACUAGAAAGGCAGUAUCCUCCCAAAUAUGUUCAUUUCUACAGAGAAAUAGUAUAUAUGAAUAAUUUCAGUCAGGAUUUAGGCUAGUACAGUACAGAGACUGCACUUAUCAGAGUUACAAAUGACUUGCUCUUAUCAUCUGAUCGCAGCUGCAUUUCACUUCUAGUGCUUUUAGAUCUUAGUGCUGCAUUCGACAUGAUAGAUCACAACAUACUCUUGAAUUGGCUGGAGAUAUAUGUUGGUAUAUGUGGAGUUGCAUUAGCAUGGUUUAAGUCCUAUUUAGCAGACCGCUACCACUUUGUCUAUGUAAAUGCAGAAUUGUCAAACCAAACAAAAGUAUGGAGUGCCACAGGGAUCAGUUUUAGGGCCUUUGCUUUUCUUCUUGUAUAUGCUUCCCCUGGGAGAUAUUAUCAGGAAUCGUGUAAUAAGUUUCCACUGUUAUGCCGGCGAUACCCAACUUUAUAUUUCUUCAAAACCUGAUGAGAUUUCACAAUUCUCCAAAUUAGCAGAGUGUAUCAAUGAAAUAAAAGACUGGAUGGCCAGAAAUUUCCUUCUACUCAAUUCCGACAAAACAGAGGUACUAAUUAUUGGACCAAAAACCUCUAAAAAUAAGCCGCUAAUAAAUAAUUUGACUCUCAAUGGAUGUAGUUACAUCAUCAUCAACAGCGAAGAACUUAGGUGUUAUAUUUGAUACCAAUCUAUCCUUUGAAAAUCAAAUUACAAAUGUUUGUAGAACAGCAUUCUUCCACCUAAGAAAUAUUGCUAAAUUACGACUCAUGCUCUCUGUUGCUGAUGCCGAAAAACUAAUUCAUGCGUUCAUGACCUCAAGACUAUAUUAUUGUAAUGCAUUACUGGGAGGAUGUCCAGCAAGAUCAAUAAAUAAACUUCAAUUGGUUUAAAAUGCAGCAGCCAGAGUGCUGACUAGAACCAAGAAAUAUGAUCAUAUUAGCCCCAUUUUAUCAUCAUUACAUUGGCUACCUGUUAAAUUUCGUAGUAAUUUUAAAAUUCUGUUAACUACAUACAAAGCUUUGAAUGGUCUAUCUCCGCAAUACUUAAGUGACCUUCUGCCAUGCUAUAUUCCAUCACGUUCAUUAUGAUCGCAAAAUUCUGGCCUGUUAAUAGUUCCUAGAAUAUAAAAAUUCACAAAAGGAGGUAGAUCCUUUUCAUAUUUGGCUCCUAAACUAUGGAAUAGUCUCCCUAACACUGUUCAAGAAGCAGACACACUCACUCAGUUUAAGUCUAGACUAAAGACUUAUCUAUUUAGCCAGGCAUACACCUAAUUUAUCCUUCAACUCACAAUUAGGCUGCUUUAGUUAGGUCUGCCGGAACCAGAAACAAUGAUCAUGAUCUAUAGCUCUGCAAUAAAUUGAAUGGCAUCUAUGCUAAUAUUAUUUUAUUUGUUUCCCUGUCUCAACCUCGGGGCUCCUAUCCUGAGGUCACCAGAACUGGCCAUAUCCAGCUCCGUUCCUGCUUGGUGUUGGACUCCACUGCUACGUGUCGCUGUGUGAUGAUGACUAAUAGCAGCCGGUGCCAGCCAAACAUCACUUCAGUCUGUUACGUUGGACUUCAGAGGAUGAACUGAUGCCAACUCCAACCAUAAGACAUGGGAUACUUCAUAUGCCAUUGCCUGAACCUUGGAUUUAGGAUAGACCUCACCGAAAUUACCGGUCAGGUUGAACUGCGAUGCACCUAACUGAUCUCUGCCUACAUCACCUCGGUCUAAUUAUGGACUACACUCUUGAAAUGGAAUAUAUAGACUAUCAUUUAAUUGCCAACAAAACCCUUCAUCAGCCAACUAACAAGGACAAUUGUAUCUAUGUGAACUUCUACAGUUAAUCCAGGAUGAACUUCAAAGACAUUAGUCAUUAAUCUUACAGUUCUUACAAAAUCUUUGUUUUAAACACUGACCCUUAACACUUACUUAGUUUAAUAAUUUUAAACCAUGACUUACACUAUACAUAAGUAAUAUUGGCAUUAUAUUCAUGAUGUUAGCCAGAGGGGAACUGGCCCCCACAGUGAGUCUGGUUUCUCCCAAGGUUAUUUUUCUCCAUUAACCAACAUCUUAUGGAGUUUUGUGUUCCUUGCCACAGUCGCCUUCGGCUUGCUCACUGGGGUUAUAAAUACAAUUAUUAUUUAAUUACAUAUUUUUAAACAGUACACAAUCGUAUUUUAUCAAACUACACAAUGAUGACUUUAAGACAUUAUAGAUAUUACAGUUUUAUCUUCUGUUAAUGCCUGAUCUUCUGUAAAGCUGCUUUGAAACGAUGUGUGUUGUGAAAGGCACUAUACAAAUAAAAAUGACUUCACUUGACUAGUGGAGUAAAAAGCU